UUGCCGGCCAGCUUUCGCUUUCUUUCUCCUCGAUCUCUAUCCCGGCCUCCUUCUCUCUUUCCUUCCUGCAGGGAUAAGUACUUAGAGCUCAGCUAGGGUUGGUGCAUGCUUUAAUUUAUUUCCUCUGAUCCGAACCGAUCCCUUGCACAUCAAGCCUUGAUCGCCCUUUUCGACCUCUCUCUAUCUCCCCUCCCAAACACAGAUUAAGCUAGGUCAUCAUAUCAUUAGACAGAUCAAGACCAAGCUAGCUAGCUAGCUAGCUUGAGAGUUAAGAGUUAAUCCAAUUAAUUAGCUCGAUUGAUCAGGCGAUGUCGGCGCAGGGCGACACGACGCUGACCAAGUUGUUCGUGGGCGGGCUGGCGUGGGAGACGACCAAGGAAGGCGUCCAUGGCUACUUCGAGCAGUUCGGGGAGAUUGCCGAGGCCGCCGUCAUCGCCGACCGGAGCACCGGCAGAUCCAAGGGCUACGGAUUCGUUACGUUCCGUGAGGCGGCGGCGGCGACGAGAGCGUGCUUGGAUCCGUACCCGGUGAUCGACGGCAGGAGGGCCAACUGCAACCUUGCCUACCUUGGGCUCCACAAGCCCAAGCAGCCUCUGCAAGGGCCAUAUGCUGCAGUGACUCAUGUCCAUGGCGGGGGCAACAACAACACGAGGGCAAUGAAAGCUGCUGCCAUUGCUGGUGGUGGUGGUACCAGCUUCUUCCCAGAUCAUGGCAUCCAGCAAGGGAUCCCAGCAGCUGCUGCUUACAACGUGUAUGGGUACUCUCCAUAUUUCUCCGACUACAGCUAUCAGCCUCUGACCUACUACCAAGCGUACGGCGCUAGUCUCGCCGGUGGAGCGCCGCCGUCGUACCAGGUCUUCAACGGCGCCGGUGCGGUGACGGCAAUGGCGGCGGAUCCUACUGGGCUGAUCUAUCCAUACUUCCAGCAAUACGGCCCAGCCGCUGGUUACAACAUGCCGCCGAUGGUGUACCAGCCGCAGUACGCUGCGGCCGGCGGCGGCGCCGUCGUCCCUGAUGUGCAUCCUGUCGGCCAGGCAGCACUUCAAGCUCAGGGCACGGCAAUGGCGCCUAUGACGGCUCCAGCUCUGCCUCAGUACAUGCUCGUCUCUUCCAUGCCUGUUGCUCCUGUGACAGCACCAGACCAUCAGAAGAAGAAGCCCUUAAGCUCGGCCUAGAAAACCAUGGCUGCCUUGCCUUGCCUUGAUUAAUUAAGUCUGCAUCUUCUUCCUACAUGCAUGCAUAUCCCUGCACUAAUUAACUUAGUAGUGGUACUAAUCAUCUUGAUGCCAAUAUAUAACCACCUUGUGUCGAUCGAGUGGUGCAUUUGGCAAGCUAGCUAGUUAACAAAGGACAGUCCAAUUUUCCUCCGUGUGGUCUAGUCUAGUGAUUAAGGUCAUAUGAGUCCAACUUUGUGAAGAAAUUGGUGUUUUAUUAACUGUGGUGUACGGUCAUGGUCGUCUCAUCAGUCUAGCUAGUUAGUACACGAAAUUAACCUUCAUGCAUGCAUGCAUAUAUUACUUAGUAGUAGCACUUAAGCUUGUAGGUUAGAGUUUUGUGGUACCAUGCGCUCUUAAGGGAGAGUGCAUGGGAAGUGGUAUAGUUGCUGCUUAUUUUUCAUAUGCAGCUUCUAUAUAUAUCUCCCAAUGGUAAAACAUUUUCAUGGGGUAUGUCUAUGUGUAGUCCAGAGAAAGCUCAUAGAGCUGCACGACGAGUUUAGUUACAUCGAUCUGCAUGCAUGUAUUCUAACUUAGUUCAAUCCAAUUCUCCCAUAUAUAUAGCAUGCAUCACUUCACCAUUUAAGGCAGCCAGGUUGGGCCCAAGCAGCCAAUUAGCUCGGACGAACGUACAAUUACGAUUAAUUGUUGGGACCAGAUAAUCGAGUCACAAGACAUAUACUAGUAGUAUUAUUGUCUCAUCGAUCUCAUUAUGUGACUACUGUUAUACUCAAUCCGUUUCAAAAUAAGUGACCUGAAUUUGUAUAAGAAUAUAUACAAAUCUACGUUACUUAUUUGAGACGGAGGGAGUAUAUGCAAUGAGCUAAUGCACGUGCAAUGCAUAUUUGCACGGACGCCUUCACAGAAGUUUAACAUGGUCUUAAUUCAUCGUGUUGAUGUCA
Molecule: messenger RNA, 2116 nt
Organism: Brachypodium distachyon (stiff brome)
Lineage: Eukaryota; Viridiplantae; Streptophyta; Magnoliopsida; Poales; Poaceae
Product: RNA-binding protein 24
Exons: 6
Coding region: 309-1175 (288 amino acids)
Molecular function (GO): RNA binding
Source: RefSeq, a predicted model, not a curated record